Rhizopus microsporus ATCC 52813 is the source of this 499-nucleotide messenger RNA. RefSeq lists its product as uncharacterized. NCBI's taxonomy places the organism in Eukaryota, Fungi, Mucoromycota, Mucoromycetes, Mucorales, Rhizopodaceae. Bases 20 to 490 code for a protein of 156 amino acids. Gene Ontology annotation, biological process: translation. Gene Ontology annotation, molecular function: RNA binding; structural constituent of ribosome. The record is from RefSeq and is a predicted model, not a curated record. Gene Ontology annotation, cellular component: mitochondrial large ribosomal subunit; ribosome. The transcript has 3 exons.
GCCUUGUUUGUGUGUAAUUAUGUUUACUACAUUCUUUAAGGGAUUAACUUCAGUUGCUAAUAGAGCUUCUUCUGUUAAACAACCCAUACAAAAUAUUUACCGACAGGUUCAAACAGCAACAGCAGAUACUCCAUCAGCACUUGAAAAACUUCGUAACCAGUUACGUUACUAUGCAGUCGUUGAUAUUGCUGGACGUCCCUUUUUAGUAACAAAGAAUGACAAGGUGAUUGUCAAUCGCUUAAACGAUGUCAAGGUGGGCGAUGUUCUCAAGUUGGAUAAAGUGCGUGAAAUUGGAUCAAAAGAUUAUACAUUAAAGGGAACACCUUAUGUUCCUGAGAAUGUGUUUGAUAUUAAGGCUACAGUCAUUGAACACACUAAAAGUAAAUUAAUAAGAAUUGUAAAGAAGAAGAGAAGAAAGAACUACAAGCGUACUAUUGAACAUAAGCAAACCCACACUGUCUUGAGAAUAUCUGAUGUUGAUGUACUUUAAACACAUUGG